AUGGGGACCAGCCUGCGCAGUCAGUCCUUUCGAGAACCCCGGCCCUGCUAUGGGAGGCUCCAUGAGUCCCAGGGGAGAUCUUUGGAGGGCCGACUCCACCGGGCACUGAGCCUCAGACAGGGCCGUGAAAAGUCCAGGUCGCAGGGCUUCGAUGGCAUGGAUGGGCUGGAGGUCUCUGUCCAGGAGCGGCUGCCAGGGACCCUGGGAGACACAGAGCAGCUGAUCCAAACCCAGAGAGGAGGCAGCCGGCGGUGGCUGAGACAAUACCAACAGCAGGUGAAAAGAAGGUGGAGGAGCUUUGUCGCCAGCUUCCCCAGUGUGACCCUGAAUCAGCCAGCCUCCCCAGAGACCUUGUUGGACACCAACAACUAG
Messenger RNA from Arvicanthis niloticus (Nile rat), 372 nucleotides. It is a transcript of the gene C1H11orf86, whose product is annotated as chromosome 1 C11orf86 homolog. Lineage: Eukaryota; Metazoa; Chordata; Mammalia; Rodentia; Muridae. The record is from RefSeq and is a predicted model, not a curated record.